UCACUCUCACCCUAAUUUCUUCGUACCCAUUUUCUGUCGAGCCUAACGAGCAAGUCGAACCCUCACCAGUUACAGCCGUUCAGUUGCGUUUCUCCUCACACCUUCAUCUGUGCAUUCUCUUAAGCUCUUUGCCUUCCAUCACUUUUGGCAUUUCCCUUUCCAAGAUUUUUGAUUUGGGUACGGUGGGAAUGACGCGAAAUUACCGUGUGAAGGGGCAGAAGCGAAAGCACGUGGAACCCAACUACGAUCGCGAAGAUGAAAAUGAAGAACAACAAGUGCAACCAACCAGACCCAUAGUUCAGAACGAAGAACCAACACCAACACCAACAUCUGAGGAUAACGAACUUGUGGGUAUCCCAAUUGCGCCGAGUGACCAAAAGAGUGAUAACCCAAACGUUAUAUUCAUUCUCGAAAGGGCUUCUUUGGAAGUUGGCAAAGUUGGCAAGACUUAUCAGCUGUUGAACUCGGAUGACCAUGCCAAUUUCCUACGCAAAAAUAACAAGAAUCCUGGUGAUUACAGGCCUGACAUUACUCAUCAGGCCCUUCUAUCUAUUUUAGAUAGCCCACUAAAUAAAGCUGGGAGGUUGCGAGCAGUAUAUAUAAAGACUGAAAAAGGUGUUCUUUUAGAGGUUAAGCCCUAUGUUCGAAUUCCCAGAACAUUUAGACGGUUCUCUGGCAUCAUGCUGGAACUGCUUCAAAAAUUGAGCAUAUCUGCUGCUGGCAAGCGUGAAAAACUUCUCCGCGCGGUCAAGAACCCUGUAACACAGUAUUUACCUGUCAACUCACAAAAAAUAGGUCUCUCGUAUAGUUCUGAGAAGCUCGUAAACAUCAAUGACUACGUAUCAACUGUUCCCAGAAAUAUGGACUUUGUCUUUGUGGUAGGAGCAAUGGCUCAUGGGAAGAUUGAGACAGAUUAUACAGAUGAGAUUAUAGCAAUUUCUGGGUACCCUCUAAGUGCUGCUUACUGUAUUACAAGGAUUUGUGGUGCCCUUGAGGGAAAGUGGAAGAUUUUGUGAUUUAGCUUCUUCAUUUCAUGCCUGAGAUACUAAUUUAUGUAGCAUAUUUUAUGUAACAUCAGGGAUAGUGCCUUGCCAAGCAAACAUGUAAGAAAUACUCGUUAAAUAUUUGAGUUUUCUUUAGGGUCUGAUGUUGGAAAUAACCAUUUCAACCCAAAACCUUAAGGUGUUGGGUGUAGGCCUUUUUAAUAGUUUAUAUUAUUCUCUAAUACACUUCCUCACGCAAGAGCCCUUUGAGCUUAAAGCGUGAAUUUAUACAGGCCUAAUUUUUGGUUUACCUUGUGCUUAUUUAAUUCUACUAGAAAGUAGAGGCGGUGUCGGACUCGUGACCUUGUAAUCACUGAAGUUUUGAUACUAUGUAAAAAAUC
Messenger RNA from Gastrolobium bilobum, 1384 nucleotides. RefSeq lists its product as uncharacterized. The transcript is spliced from 8 exons. Gene Ontology annotation, biological process: rRNA base methylation. Gene Ontology annotation, molecular function: rRNA binding; rRNA (pseudouridine) methyltransferase activity. The record is from RefSeq and is a predicted model, not a curated record. Gene Ontology annotation, cellular component: nucleolus; small-subunit processome. The coding region runs from base 189 to 1016 and encodes 275 amino acids. Lineage: Eukaryota; Viridiplantae; Streptophyta; Magnoliopsida; Fabales; Fabaceae.